AUGACUUUUGUGCAUCAGUUGUGCAAAAAAUCUGCCAAGUCUAUGAUGUUGUUUAAAACAUCAUCAUAUAGAUCAUUUAAAACUCCAUCUUGCAAGGAAGCUAAUAAAAAAUCUGUUUUUAUUUUUCAAUUCCCAUUUGCAGGAGAGAGAUUUAGUGAUGUGGUUGGUAGCCCAUAUUACGUUGCACCAGAAGUCUUAUGCAAGCGGUAUGGGCCAGAAGCAGAUGUUUGGAGUGUUGGAGUGAUUCUUUACAUUCUGUUAAGUGGAGUGCCUCCAUUUUGGGCUGAGAGCGAGCAAGGGCUAUUUGAAGAAGUAUUACAUGGUGACCUAGACUUUUCAACAGACCCAUGGCCUAGUAUUUCUAAAGGUGCCAAAGAUUUAGUAAGGAAAAUGCUUAUUCGAGAUCCCAAAAGGCGGAUAUCUGCACAUGAUGUUUUGUGCCAUCCCUGGGUUCAAGUUGGUGGUGUGGCUCCUGACAAGCCUCUCGAUUCUGCAAUAUUAAGUCGAUUGAAGCAAUUCUCUGCAAUGAACAAGCUCAAGAAAAUGGCUAUUAGAGUAAUUGCAGAGAGCUUAUCUGAAGAAGAAAUUGCUGGCCUAAAAGAAAUGUUCAAAAUGAUAGACAUUGACAGUAGUGGUCAAAUCACUUUUGAAGAACUUAAGGCUGGUUUGAAAAGAUUUGGAGCUAAUCUUAAGGAAUCUGAAAUUUAUGAUUUAAUGCAAGUAGCAGAUGUAGAUAACAGUGGAACAAUUGAUUAUGGAGAGUUUGUAGCAGCCACUUUGCAUUUAAACAAAAUUGAGAGAGAAGAUCAUUUGUUCGCGGCAUUGCAUUUAAACAAAAUUCCUUUAGCAUUACUUUUAGAGAGGGUCGUAAACUUUAGUGUCAUAAUUGGCAACAAGGUUCUUAUUUCUUUCAUCCUUCGAAUUUUUUUUUAUAUUUUUUUACAAGAUUUUCUUGAGAGAUCAAGAUUUUACAGUAAGAAGAAGCUUAAAUGCUGGCCUAAGGUAUAGCCAGGGCUCAGUUAUAUAUGCUUUUCUUUGAAUUCAUGGAGAUCUCAGUCAGUGUUUGCAAUGACCUUUGCAGCCAUACCAUGGUUUGUACACCAUGAGAGAAAAAAAAAAUUGUUUUCUUUACCCUUUAGUUUACUUUAUGAAACUCGUUGAAAAUACAUUAUGUACUUCUCUUGACAGAAACUGCAUUUUAUCGACGAUCCAAUUUUCUACACGAAAUGUUUUUCAAGCUUCUCUUGCUUGAUUUUUUAUCAUUUUUCUCUUCAUUCUGUACUAUGCUUCUCACAAUUGUUUCCUGGAAUCAGAGUGGAUGAAAGUAUUUUUCACAUAA
Humulus lupulus (European hop) is the source of this 1339-nucleotide messenger RNA. Its product is annotated as calcium-dependent protein kinase 1-like. The coding region runs from base 1 to 1008 and encodes 335 amino acids. Lineage: Eukaryota; Viridiplantae; Streptophyta; Magnoliopsida; Rosales; Cannabaceae. Gene Ontology annotation, molecular function: ATP binding; calcium/calmodulin-dependent protein kinase activity; calcium ion binding. Gene Ontology annotation, biological process: peptidyl-serine phosphorylation; protein autophosphorylation; intracellular signal transduction. Gene Ontology annotation, cellular component: nucleus; cytoplasm. The record is from RefSeq and is a predicted model, not a curated record. The transcript is spliced from 8 exons.